AUGACUAACAAUCUUCGUGAACUUCAGAAGCAGGAAAGGAACAUUCGGAGGACUCUCGAUGGUAUGCAGUAUUUCGUAGAUCAUUAUGAAGAGGAGCAGAGUGAUCAGGUGGAAAUCCGCUUGCAAAGAUUGGAGGAGGUGUUCAAGGAAUUCCACACAGUCCGUCGAAGAAUUGAGUUGUUGACGGAUGACAUUGUUCCUGCAGAAGAAACUGAAAUCAAGAUAUCCAAGGAACAACAUCAAGUUCGCAUAGAUGCUGUGAAGAAGGCGAGAGAGGAAGAAAACGUGCAGAUCGUUAUGAAGAUUGAAAACAGCUACUACAACUUGAAGGCUGCUCUUUCAAGGUUAAUGCCGAAGCCUGAUCUUGUUGGAGUUAGACCUGAUGCCCGACCAGUACCGCAAGCCGUUCCAGCCAAUGGUUCGAGAGUAAAAUUGCCUGAAAUAAGACUGCCGAACUUUAGUGGACAACUCAUGGAGUGGGUCACCUUCCGAGACACUUUCCGUAGCUUGAUACACAAUAACCAACAGUUGACAGCUGUGGAUAAGUUCUCGUACCUACGAUCUUCACUGACGGGCGAAGCUCUACAAGAGAUCAACUCGGUGGAGAUGUCCGAAGUAAAUUACGAGGUAGCUUGGACAACACUGGAACGGAGGUACGAAAACAAAAAGUUAAUCGUCAAGGCCCAUUUGGAUUCCUUGUUUGCGGUAGAAGUUAUGAAGAAGGAGAGUUACGAAUCACUGAGUAAGCUGGUUGGUGAUUUCGAGAAACACUUGUUGAUGCUGCAGAAAAUCGGAGAGGAGACCGCCAAUUGGAGCACCAUAUUAGUACACAUGGUUUGCUCGCGCUUAGAUUCCGCUACUCUUCGACACUGGGAGACACAUCACAACUCGAAAGAGGUUCCCACAUACACGAACCUAAUCCAGUUUCUGCGCGGACACUGUUCCGUACUACAAUCAGUCGCUCCCGUGAAGUCCAUCCCAGUCCAGGAGAAACGGCCCAAGCUUGGAGUGAGUAAUUCUGCAGUUCAAUCAUGGAACAAGUGCGCAUUUUGUGGAGAGGCAUUCCAUUCUGCAUUCCGCUGCAUCAAGUUCCUGAAACUGAAGGUUCCCGAACGCUACGACAUGGCACGACGAAACAAAUUAUGCCUCAACUGCUUAUCAGCAGGACAUCAGUCGAAGUCGUGCGUCAAGGGGUCCUGCCACCAUUGCCAACAGAAACAUCAUUCCCUGUUGCACAAUGACUCAAAUCAGUCUGUCAAAUCCUCCGUCUCGUCACAAGCGAAAUCUUCAUCAGCGAACCAACAGCAACACCAGACACAAUCACACACUCAAGGCCAGUCUAUACCCAACCAAACCACUCAACCUUCCACAAGCGCUCUCCCUAUUACACUCUCGCAGAACACUAAACCACUGUUCACCACAAACCAGACAUGCACUAGUCAGAACACAAUUUCACUGUCAAUCAGUAACCAAAACCGUACUCGAGACGUACUGCUAUCCACUGCUGUGGUGUGCGUUAAAGAUCAGUAUGGAGCGACACGACUAGCCAGAGCUUUACUAGAUUCGUGUUCGCAAUAUUGCUUUAUGAGCACCAAUUUCUGUCAAAGGUUAAAACUUCAAGGAUUCCCGGAUUAUUUGGCGGUCCAAGGAAUUGGAGGAUCAAAAUCCAUAUCGCGAAGGAUGGUCAAGGCAUUCAUCUUUCCCCGAUCUGGUGAUAUUUCGUCGUAUACCGAAAACAUGCCGUUCUAUGUGCUACCAGAGUUGACAGCAACACUUCCCGUUCGAAAGGUCAGCACCGGUCAAUGGAUUCUUCCUAGCAGCAUCGUGUUGGCAGACCCGCAGUUCAGUGAUCCAGGACCCAUCGAUAUCAUCAUUGGAGCGGAGUAUUACUUUGAUCUCCUUACCGAUGGGCGCAGCAAGAUAUCAAAAACCGGCCCAACUCUGCAGAACACCGUCUUUGGCUGGGUCGUGUCUGGUCCCAUUCCAAAUCAACCAGUAAAUCCGCCUCAAGCAGUGUCAUAUUCAUGUACACUAGCGGACAUCCAAGACCAGUUAGCACGAUUUUGGGAGCUGGAAUCCUGCAAAUCCAGCAGCAUCCAUUCUGUGGAAGAGUCAUCGUGCGAAGCUGUUUUCGACGAAACAACAACACGGGACAGCAGUGGAAGAUUUGUAGUGUCCCUCCCGAAGAAGGAGUUCGUGAUGCAGCAGCUUGGAGAAUCUGAACUAAUCGCUACUAAAAGUUUUCUCGCCCUGGAAAGACGCUUGGAAGCAAAUCCAGAUCUGAAAGCUCAGUACCAGGAUUUUAUUCACGAGUACGAGCGGCUAGGCCAUAUGAAGCAAGUGGACAUCAACGAUUCAGAUUUCCCGAUAUACUUUCUCCCACACCACGCUGUAUUCAAGCCGGACAGCACCACCACAAAACUGCGUGUGGUGUUCGAUGCGUCUUGCAAAACUUCCACGGGCGUUUCCCUGAACGAUGCGCUAAUGGUCGGUCCAGUCGUGCAAGACGAUCUUUUAUCAAUUCAGCUACGUUUCCGCCUCCAUCGAAUAGCAGUUGUUGCAGACGUCGAGAAGAUGUACCGAAUGAUACUGGUGUACCUGUUGGAUCAACGACUUCAAUGCAUCUUGUGGAGAAACUCACCGAACGAGCCAAUUCGUAUCUACCAGUUGACUACAGUCACAUACGGGACAGCGUGCGCACCUUACUUAGCUACCAAGUGUUUGCAACGUCUAGCAGAGCUUGAGUCCGACAAGUAUCCCGUUGCAGCGAAGGCGAUGAAGAAUGAUUUUUACGUCGAUGACAUGUUGACUGGAGCCGAUGACAUCGAAGCCAUUAUCCGUUUGGUGAAGGAAAUGGUUGAGCUAACCUCCUCGGGUGGAUUUAACUUGAGAAAGUGGAAUUCCAACUCCAGUGCUCUUCUGGCUGAGUUACCAACUCAUCUCGUAGAUGAUCAAUCUGCCUUGGACCUUGAUAUGUCGAACGCUCCUGUCAAAACAUUAGGUCUGCUGUGGAAUACGAGCACUGAUUGCUUCCUAUUUCGGUCACCCGUCUGGAAUGCAGAUGCAGUUAUUACCAAACGAGUUGUACUUGCGGACACGGCUCGAUUAUUCGAUCCUCUUGGCCUGGUGGGACCAGUCGUCAUCAUUGCGAAGAUGUUCGUGCAAGAUUUAUGGAGACAGAAGUGUGACUGGGAUGAAUCGCUACCAGAAGCAAUGCAGAACUUCUGGAUCGAAUACAGGAGAAAUCUCUCGGCUUUAGAUUCGCUUUCGAUUCCUCGGUGGGUGGCGUUCUGCACGGACCUUGCUUCAAUUCAAAUUCACGGCUUUUGCGAUGCGUCCAAGAAAGCCUACGGAGCAUGUCUGUACCUCCGGAGUACCACAUUCAGCGGAUCAGUGGAAGUUCGUCUCAUCACAGCGAAAUCCAAAGUUGCACCUCUAGAGGAUCUCAAGCGGAAGAAAAGGGAACAAACUACACCACGACUGGAGUUGUCAGGCGCGCUACUCCUCAGUCAUCUGUACGAGAAGUUCGUGAGCAGUACCGGUAUCCACCACACAGCUCACUUUUGGACCGAUUCUACGAUCGUGAUGUACUGGUUGUCAUCCUUGCCAUCGAGAUGGCAGAUGUUCGUGGCGAAUCGAGUGUCUGAAAUCCAGCACAUUACAAAGGGAAGUUCCUGGAAGCAUGUAGCCGGUGCAGACAAUCCGGCCGACAUUAUCUCUCGAGGAAUGAUUCCAGCCCAGUUACAGUAUGAAAAGCUGUGGUUCGAAGGUCCUCUGUGGCUUCGCCAAGAUGCUAGUAUAUGGCCGUCGAAUGUUCCAGAAGAAGAAGUUGAUCAAGCACUCCUGGAGGAAAGAAAGAUCGUUGCACUGCCAGCAACAUCGGAACCAGUCAGUGAAAUAUUCAGCCUUCGUUCGUCGCUCUUUAUCUUGGUCCGAUUGAUCGCAAGAAUACGCCGUUUCGUCCAUAAUACACAGCAUAGAGAUGAGAGGCGUACUGCUUUCCUGUCGUAUCCUGAGCAUGAAGAAGCACUAGGAGUCCUGGUUCGACUGGCACAACGAGAAUCGUUUCCGAUGGAAUUCGCUGCAUUGGAGAAAGGAAAGUCUAUCAGCCCGUCGUCAAAGUUGAACAAGCUCAACCCUAUCUUCAUCGAUGGAGUAUUACGUGUAGGAGGUCGAUUAGCAAAGGCACCAGUAUCAGCAAGUCGGAAGCAUCCGAUAAUCCUGUGUCACCGUCAUCCGUUGGCCAAGUUGGUCCUAGACUAUUAUCAUCGCAAGAACUUCCAUUCUGGGAUGCAGCUGCUUGUGUCCACAGUGCGGGAGCGAUUCUGGGUAACACGCAUCAGAAGCCUAGCCAACACUGUCAUUCAUGAAUGCGUCCAGUGCUUCCGUAACAGACCGAAGGUUUUGGAUCAGCUAAUGGCUGACCUUCCAUCCGAACGUGUAUCUCCAGCGCCACCAUUCCUGAACGUAGGCGUGGAUUACUGCGGACCGUUCCUGAUUAGCUAUCCAAUCCGCAGAUCCUUCCCUAGGAAACACUUUGUCGCAAUCUUCGUCUGCCUUGUAACGAAGGCAGUCCAUCUUGAACUGGUGAGCGAUUUGACCAGUGAAGCCUUUCUUGCUGCCUUCAAACGAUUUGUGGCACGCAGGGGAAGACCAGCCCUAGUCAUGUGCGACAAUGCCCUGAACUUUGUUGGAGCCAAGCGUCAGUUGGAUGAAUUACGGCAGUUAUUCAUGGAUCAAGGAUUCCACGAUUCUGUUGCACGCGGAGCAGUAGAGGAAGGAAUAGAGUUUCGAUUCAUUCCGGCAAGAUCUCCCAAUUUCGGCGGCUUAUGGGAAGCCGCGGUGAAAUCGUUCAAAGGGCAUUUCAAGCGCACUAUCGGCGACAGAGUGCUCCAGCAUGACGAAAUGUCUACAGUGUUGCCACAAAUAGAAGCCAUCCUGAAUUCUCGACCGCUCACUCCGAUCAGUAACGACCCGUCGGAUUUCGAAGCGUUAACUCCUGGACACUUUCUCGUCCAGCGACCAUUAACAGCGAUUGCAGAACCAUUGUUGGAAAAUAUUCAGCACAAUCGGCUGUCUAUGUGGCAGCGAGCUCAGGACUAUGUUCAGCAAAUCUGGAAGAAGUGGUCUGUUCAGUACCUUUCCGAUCUCCACAAUAGAACAAAAUGGACCCGCAAGCGCGAUAACAUCUCCAUCGGUACCUUGAUUCUGUUGAAAGAGGACAACCUCCCGCCUCUGAAAUGGAAGCUAGGACGUGUGGUUGACAUCCAUGCUGGCUCAGAUGGAAACAUUCGCGUAGUUACUGUCAAAACGCAAGACGGUCUGUACCGAAGGGCAAUUUCCAAAAUUUGCAUCCUACCGAUAAGUGACAACUUCGAUCUUGCUGCUUCCGAGCAAAAUUAA
Messenger RNA from Ochlerotatus camptorhynchus, 5403 nucleotides. RefSeq lists its product as uncharacterized. Gene Ontology annotation, molecular function: zinc ion binding; nucleic acid binding. Bases 1 to 5403 code for a protein of 1800 amino acids. Gene Ontology annotation, biological process: DNA integration. The record is from RefSeq and is a predicted model, not a curated record. The transcript has a single exon. NCBI's taxonomy places the organism in Eukaryota, Metazoa, Arthropoda, Insecta, Diptera, Culicidae.